AUGUCGAAGCCUUUUGAUCCAGAGACGGCGGAGAACUUUGAGGAUAUGGAGAAGCAGUUUGCCGUUAAGGCCGUGGAACAUCUGAUGACAUAUUGGUCGAUUCUGGAGAAGGUCCCCGGCUCGAAACUCCGCCUGACCAAGAUGGACGAUGAGAUCCUCGAGUCUUUCCAGAAGGAAUUCCCCGACUUCGACCCUGCCGAGACGCUCGAUGAGGACAAGAUGAAGAGCAAGGAGGGCAAGGAGAAGUGGCGUAACUGGAUCAACCAGUACGAGAAGAUUAUCGAGGACUUCAACUUCGGUACCAUGCUGCGUGCUAGCCCCAAGGUGGAAUAUGACAGAGAUACCACGAUCUUCGCCAUGCGUAUGCAGUUUUACGCCGUCGAGAUCGCUAGAAACCGUGCUGGCCUCAACGACUGGAUCUACGAGCGCGCGCAGAAGGCCAACAAAUAA
This is a messenger RNA of Aspergillus vadensis CBS 113365, 450 nucleotides long. Its product is annotated as polysaccharide biosynthesis domain-containing protein. Lineage: Eukaryota; Fungi; Ascomycota; Eurotiomycetes; Eurotiales; Aspergillaceae. The coding region runs from base 1 to 450 and encodes 149 amino acids. The record is from RefSeq and is a predicted model, not a curated record. Gene Ontology annotation, cellular component: cytoplasm. The transcript is spliced from 5 exons.